UUUGAUACAAAGCUUUCUUUAUAAACGCUGCGUCACAUCACUGAAUCAAAAACCCUAGCGAUACUUCAUCUCUCGAGCCGGAGCCGCGUUGCGAAAGCAUUUCAAUCGUAGUCUAAGAGAAUGUCGACAGUGGGAGAGCUCGCUUGCAGCUACGCUGUUAUGAUCCUCGAGGAUGAGGGUAUUGCUAUCACGGCUGACAAAAUCGCCACUUUGGUGAAAGCUGCUGGUGUUACCAUUGAGUCAUACUGGCCAAUGCUAUUCGCCAAGAUGGCUGAGAAACGUAAUGUCACUGAUCUCAUCAUGAACGUUGGUGCUGGUGGUGGAGGUGGUGCGCCUGUUGCAGCUGCUGCUCCUGCUGCUGGCGGUGGUGCUGCCGCUGCUGCUCCUGCUGCCGAGGAGAAGAAGAAGGACGAACCAGCAGAAGAGAGUGAUGGAGAUUUGGGUUUUGGCUUGUUCGAUUAAGUGCAUUUUACUUGUUUUUUCUUCUUCGAUUUGAGACUAUUUUUUUUUCGUAUCGAGCUAUUACUUGUUUUGGUCUGGCUGAAGAACUAUAAUUAGUUGUUUUCUGAACCAUAUGUUGUAUGACACAAGUUUUCAAGCAAACCCAUCGGCUCCUUCUUUCCUUAGAAAUGAUUUUGUCACCUCUUUUUUUUUUAAUUCAUUCGAGAUAUUAGUCUAGGCUCGUCGAAUCAGAAGAUAAAAUGAUAAAUCUUCCCAACGGAAAGGAGUUUUACGAGCUUAGUUAGACAAAAUCACUAUGGUUGAGCCCUUCCUAUUUCCUUUUCUAUUAUAUCCCUGAAGAACCAUGUGUGUGUAAAAGGUGAGUGGUUUGAACCUGCUCCGUUUGGCCAGGCGUGUGGGUUGACGAACAACAUUUUGUAUUGUUUUAAUUCAGUUUCAUCCUUUUUAAGUCGC
Arabidopsis thaliana (thale cress) is the source of this 915-nucleotide messenger RNA. RefSeq names its product 60S acidic ribosomal protein family. Bases 121 to 462 code for a protein of 113 amino acids. The record is from RefSeq and is marked reviewed. Gene Ontology annotation, biological process: translational elongation. Gene Ontology annotation, cellular component: ribosome. Gene Ontology annotation, molecular function: structural constituent of ribosome. The transcript has 4 exons. Lineage: Eukaryota; Viridiplantae; Streptophyta; Magnoliopsida; Brassicales; Brassicaceae.